CAUGAAAUUAUUUAGCUGUCUGCAGCCAGUCUUCUUGUUGUAGUUCCACAACAAUAACAUAAUUGAGUCAUAGAAGGUUUAUAAUCAACAAGUCCAGUGGUACGUGACUUCCUGAACUAAGUUCCUCAGCUAGCUCAGUCGUAUGGUAAUUGGUGGCCACUGUCGUUAUUAUUAUUAUAGUCUUGACCCUUCCAAGUUGCUGAUCGUGGCGAAUUGACGUUCUGCACUAGACGCGAGUCAUGGCUAUGAGACGACUGUUGGCUGAGUACAAACAGAUCACAAGAAAUCCGCCCGAAGGUGUCAUUGCUGGUCCGAAAAGUGAGGACAAUCUCUUUGAGUGGGAAGCGGUGAUCGUUGGUCCUGAAGGAACUGCGUACGAGGAUGGUGUAUUCUCGGCCACGCUCAGCUUCCCAAAGGACUACCCGAUGGAGCCGCCGAAGAUGAAGUUUAACACGCGCAUCUUCCAUCCGAAUGUGUUCCCGGACGGAGAGGUGUGCAUCUCGAUCUUACACGCCCCGGGCGAUGAUCCACUGGGUUACGAGAGUCAUUUAGAACGAUGGAGUCCCGUGCAGUCUGUGGAGAAAAUCCUUCUCUCUGUUGUCAGCAUGUUGGCUGAGCCGAACAUUGAGAGUAGUGCCAACGUGGAUGCGUCUAAAGUCUACCGAGACGACCCGGAGCGGUAUAGGGUGCUGGCACAGGACCUGGUGAGGCUCUCCCUGGGCCUGUAGCGACUGUGUGUGUGUGUACGUGUGUGUACAUGUGUGUACGUGUGUAACUGUGUGUACGUGUGUAACUGUGUGUACAUGUGUGUGUACGUGUGUAACUGUGUGUACGUGUGUGUGGUGUGUGCUUUGACCCGCGUGUGCGUGCAAGCGCAUGUCAGAGUUUAUUUACGUCUUAGCGUAGCCAACCCGGGUCAUAUACAACAUUACACUCAACACCUUGUUGGUGCAUUGAACGCUUUUAUACUUGUAUUUUGGUUCUAUCAUACGGUUUCUGUCAUAUUUGAUGUGCUAACGACCCCUCAUACAUGUGUACAAACAUUACAAGGUGUGUGUGUUGUGUAGACUAUACGAGACAGCCCGGACUUCUCCUGGUUGCACAGACUCAACGAGGCGGUAUGCAUUCAUGUACAUGGAAGCCACCACCUGUUUGAUGAAUGCCAUUUGCUGUACAUAGCAGUCUUCUUUUUGCUGUUGAAUUUUCGUGCUUUUCACGCUCUGCUGCUUCGCCCGGUUGGCAAUGUGUUCCUGCUUUGUACAUAAUUAUGCUUCAUUCAUAGGAAGAGGUGUCUAGAGCAUACCCACUCUUUGCCACUCACUCUGUAAACACUAUCCAACUCGUUUUUCAACCAGUUAUUACAACGUUUCGGCAAUUUGCCCUCAUCAGGUAUGCCGAAACGUUGUAAUAACUGAUUGAUUAACGAGGUCGAUAGUGUUGCAGAGUGAGGAAAGAGCGGGUCUGCUCUAGCAACCUCUUCCUAUGAAGGAAGCUGCAGGAAGCCUCGCCACUGCUACUAGUCUUCAUUAGAAAUUAGGAUGUUCCCUUGCCUUGCCUUGUUCUGGGUGUUAAAUUAUUCGUUUUUAGCAAAUACUUUUAUUGCAGACUGCAGCGUAUAUAUAAAUUACUCUCUUUAAUCGACGUUCAGUUGUUAUUGGUGUUGUCAGAUGUGUUUUUUUUAAUACAUCAAAUUGAGCCAGACCUCCCUCAUAUUCUAAUGAAGAGUAGCUUGUUGAAAUAAUGAUUGCAUUCCGCUUCAA
Messenger RNA from Sycon ciliatum, 1760 nucleotides. RefSeq names its product ubiquitin-conjugating enzyme E2 G2-like. The transcript has 2 exons. Lineage: Eukaryota; Metazoa; Porifera; Calcarea; Leucosolenida; Sycettidae. The record is from RefSeq and is a predicted model, not a curated record. The coding region runs from base 240 to 728 and encodes 162 amino acids.